This is a messenger RNA of Aspergillus nomiae NRRL 13137, 2040 nucleotides long. RefSeq names its product LMBR1 domain-containing protein. The transcript is spliced from 2 exons. NCBI's taxonomy places the organism in Eukaryota, Fungi, Ascomycota, Eurotiomycetes, Eurotiales, Aspergillaceae. Bases 1 to 2040 code for a protein of 679 amino acids. Gene Ontology annotation, cellular component: membrane. The record is from RefSeq and is a predicted model, not a curated record.
AUGAUCUCCAUAUCUUCGAUCUCUGUUGGCUCUAAUAUUUUCUUUUCUUUUGCCCUUUUGGCAAUCUCAAUCCUUGUCUUACUCCUUCUACGGCGUUUCCUAACCUUGCGAGCUACUCCAGCCUACCUCACGAUUCCCGUGUUUCUUGCUCUCGCCCUCCCCGCUAGCGUAGUACUCCUGGUUCCGAUUGAUCUAGCAUCGAGCUCUCGUGAUGGGGGCGGACCCAAGGCCAUCUGGUUGCCUGACCGUUUGAUCCUGGUAUCCUGGCGCAUUGCCUACUGGCUAAUCUUUGUGCUUACCUGGGCUAUUCUUCCAUUGCUUGGUGAAUAUGUCGACUCGGGCUACCGUGAGCCGAAAGGUCGCAUUGCGUACUCCCUCCGCUCCAAUGCCCGAUAUCAACUUAUCGUGUUGUGCUGUGCGAUUGUGGGAUUAAUCUACAUAUCAAUUCAAAAUGGGUUCGAGUUUACGUCGAUAAAGUCACUAGUUAUGGCUCUCGCAUACGUAUGGGGUCUUGUCCUUGCGAUCUAUCUGAUGGGUCAUGGCCUUGUUUCUAUACCUCGUACUCUAUUCCGCAAUGCCAACGUGAGCGGUCGGCUGCGCAGAAUCCAAGCACAUGCGCCCCGGUUGCACGACCGUCUGAUGGAUGCGAUCACCGACCUCGAGAGUCUCGAAUCGCAAGUUUCUCAGCUACAACGACGCAAGACUGGCAGUGCUCUGGAGUUCAAAGACUGGAUCGAAGACCUGGCUGAGACAUCUAAUUCCUCCGAGCAACGGACCGCACUUCUUGAACCUUCCGACGUGUCGACUACUAUCCCAUCAGUCAUUACAGAGCGCUAUAUGGCAGAUCUUACGAGAAGACUCCAGCGCGCUCGGCAUCUAAAGGCCCGCUUUAUCGAUGAGUGGGAUCGUUUAGUGCUGACUGCCGCCGAUUUGCAAGCCAUCAUCAACUCAUCUGCAUCGAAGAAGCUCGAGUUUGGCCACGCCCCCCAUCGCGCAACGUUCUUUACACGUCAGAAGAUUCUGAGUCCAUACAUGCGACAUCAUCUUUACGUCCACAUCAUCCCGAGUGUCCGGUUGCUUUUCGGCGUGAUUUUUGCGGCUGCAUCUGUGUGCGUUGUUUGGUCGGAAUUGAUUAAGUCAUUGGCUCCCCGGUUGUCAGUUGUGACUCUCUCCAUAGUCUCCUAUCACAAAGAUCCAGCACCCGUAGGGUUCGGAAGACAAGUGACCGCCUCUGCUUGGUUGCUGUACAUGUGCUGGGCUGCGUUAGUUGGUGUCAACGAUGCUAAGGUGUGGGGCAAUCGCGCUUUGGUUCGCCGCAACACGUACGGCGAAAGCGCUUGCUGGUACGCGGGGCUCGUCGCUAGGCUUACUGUGCCGAUCGCAUACAACUUCGUAACAUUCUUACCGAUGAGUGCCAGGGAGAACACCACGUUUUACCGUUUCCUCGGGCGGUCUAUUGAUUUGACACCGCUUGGUAAGGGGUUCGAUUAUUUCUUUCCCAUAUUCAUUCUCGCGCCGGUCUGUGCUACCCUUUUCAAUCUCUAUGGCCGGGUGAAGAAUAUCUGCGGGUUUGGCCUCUUAGAAGAGGAGGACGAAGACUUGGAAAAUAACCCUAGUGGCUAUGGUUUAGGUGGCUGGCGCGAAGGUCGUGAUUUGAUCGAGCGGGAGCUCACCGGUCUUGGAUCCCUAUCGCUUUCUGCCCGUGAUCGAUCUCCUCAGCCUUCCAGCCGGGUUGAAGAAGGCACCAAUGCCUUUUCUUCGUCGCGGACUCCUCGGGGUGAGGCUACCCGACCUUCACGGCCAUCCCGUGGGGCCGCCACAGCCUCCACUGUAGUGACAGAGGAAGAGGAUGACGAAAACUUUUUCCAAUCAUUUGCUCACCGGGUGAAAAAUACGUUUGAAACCGCCAGUACACCUCAAUGGUUACAGGGCGACUCGUUCCGACUUCCAAGGUGGAUGGGAAGCGAUGGCAACGACGGCAACAACGGGCUCGCUAGAUGGUUUGGUGGUCGACCAGCGCCUGGCGGGGUGAGGCUGUGA